Messenger RNA from Odontomachus brunneus, 741 nucleotides. RefSeq lists its product as uncharacterized. The coding region runs from base 57 to 383 and encodes 108 amino acids. The transcript has 2 exons. The record is from RefSeq and is a predicted model, not a curated record. NCBI's taxonomy places the organism in Eukaryota, Metazoa, Arthropoda, Insecta, Hymenoptera, Formicidae.
GACGAAGUAGCUGGCGGCGGGAUACCGCAGCAAGAAGCCGAGAAGGAGGAUGCAGAAUGCGGCCAACGACACACCAUGUAUCUCCAGAUUUGGGGCAAAUAAUCGGAGAUUCACAGUCGCAGAGAAGCACGCGACGCGCGAAAACACCGAAACAAUGGGCGACUACGUCAUCAAGCGUCGACCAGCCGAACGAUAACAACAAUCAAAAAAGCAAAACGUCGUUUCGAACGUUCAACGAGGUCGGACUCAUUUCGAGUGUACAUUACGUGCCGGGACAGCGAACAAAACACGCGUUACGACGCGGAGCACGUGUAUCGUUACUUGAGUCACAAUUCUCGACGUCGACUCUUGCAAUAUUCGGUUGGACUCUCAUCGGCAAUUAACACCUUUUGAUCGAAUCGUGUCGCGAGUGUCAGUGCCAGUGAUUACAAGAGUGAGUGUCCAAAGUGCCAGAACGGAGCAGCCUGGAACAGGAUGCUGGACCGGGAAGCCAGGACACGCAGGAUGCCAGGACGCCAUCGUGUAUCUGUCCAGGUGCAUGAAAUCAUUUAUUGCACAGAAGGUUUUCGAUUUGAAUGGACCUCCGGCGAAAUUGCCGCGUACGAGGAAAUAUCCCGAGUCGAAAUUGAGGCCGACAUUCAUAAUCUCUUAUUAUUGAAUUAUUGAUUUAUUGGAUUAAACAUGUCCCUUUAAUAUUAGUAGAGAGUUACAAAAGAGAGAAGAGAACGUUAUUUUUUUAGC